AUGGUCUCCCUUGAGGAUUCUUAUCGUAUUGCGAAAGAUAAGUGCCAGGUGGCGGCAAUGCAACCGCCACCUGUAACGACGGAAUAUCUGUUCGUGAGGCAACACUUGUGGGAUUCCGAUCUGGCGAUUAACCAUCCAGACUACAUUCACCGAUCUGGGACGAUAGGAAGGGUGGGAAAUUCGGGUGUUGCAAUUACACUUUAUGAGGCCAGUAAGUCAAAUAUUUCAAAAUUAGAGAGGGAGGCAAGUGUGAAAUUUGAACACAUAUCUGCCCCUCAACCUGCUGAUAUUGCUAAAGCUAUUGGUGGUGAUCCUGCAGAAGUUAUAAUUCAAGUUGUUGAUAGUGUGAUCCCUGUUUUCAAGUCGCUUCUUGCAAAGGCACUUGCCAAGAGCAUUGGGUAUACUGAAAUCAAGCACAUGUCACUCUUAUCAUCUAUGGAAAAUAAUAUCACAUUGCAUCUUGAGGCUGGAAGACUUGUUUACACACCUUCUCUUGAGAAGGAUUAUGGAAUGAAAUAUAGUCCAUAUGAAGUAGGUGUUGAUGUUUUCUUGUCUGGAUACGUUUUUCACUUGAAGAUUUUACAUAAGAGAGGCCUAGACUUGUUAAAUGGACAAUCUGAAAGUUAUCAAGUAAAGAGAGUUUCCUCAAAGGUAGCAAGGAAAGAAUUAAGAAUGUUGAAGCUGGCUGCAAGAGAUGCUGGAGCUCUUAGAGAAGCUAAGGACAAACUGGAGAAGUGAGUUGAAGAACUGACAUGGAGAUUAGACUUUGAAAAACAUUUGAGAGUAUAUUUUUUUUAUAUUUCUUGUAUCUAAUUAGUUUGUAAACUU
Molecule: messenger RNA, 828 nt
Organism: Lactuca saligna
Lineage: Eukaryota; Viridiplantae; Streptophyta; Magnoliopsida; Asterales; Asteraceae
Source: the annotation of a GenBank genome assembly